Molecule: messenger RNA, 3268 nt
Organism: Athene cunicularia (burrowing owl)
Lineage: Eukaryota; Metazoa; Chordata; Aves; Strigiformes; Strigidae
Gene: RABL3
Product: RAB, member of RAS oncogene family like 3
Exons: 8
Coding region: 1-849 (282 amino acids)
Biological process (GO): intracellular protein transport
Cellular component (GO): endomembrane system
Molecular function (GO): GTPase activity
Source: RefSeq, a predicted model, not a curated record
AUGCCUGGCACGCGUCCCUCUCAGGGACUGAGAGCCUGGCCCUGGGCCUUUGCCUCCCUCCCACCUUCGCUCCGGCCGUUGGGCGCCGUUCCCCGCGGGUGCCGGGGCUGCCCGCCCGCUCGUGGCCUUUUUACCCGUCCUCUCGUGAUUUCCCAGGAGCUGUGUCCUCUGUGUGCACUUGCAGGUGUCGGGAAGUCUUCGCUUGUUCACCUCUUGUGCCAAAACCAGGUGCUUGGAAACCCGUCCUGGACAGUGGGCUGCUCGGUGGAUGUUCGAAUCCAUGACUACAAAGAAGGGACUCCAGAAGAGAAGACCUACUACAUUGAGCUGUGGGAUGUUGGAGGUUCAGUGGGUAGUGCCACUAGUGUGAAAAGCACACGAGCCGUAUUUUAUAACUUGCUGAAUGGGAUAAUUUUAGUGCAUGACUUAACCAACAAGAAAUCAUCACAGAAUUUGUAUCGCUGGUCUUUGGAAGCACUCAACAGAGAUGUCGCUCCAACGGGAGUUCUUGUGACAAAUGGUGACUAUGACCGUGAACAGUUUGCUGAUAACCAGAUUCCACUGCUGGUAAUAGGAACUAAGCUGGAUCAGAUCCCGGAAACUAAGCGGAAUGAAGUUUUGACCAGAACCGCUUUCUUGGCUGAGGAUUUCAAUGCUGAAGAGAUAAAUUUGGAUUGCACCAAUCCUCGUUAUCUGGCUGCAGGUUCAUCCAAUGCUGUCAAACUAAGCAGGUUUUUUGAUAAGGUCAUAGAGAAGAGAUACUUCUUAAGAGAUGGCAAUCAGAUUUCUGGCUUCUCUGAAAGGAAAAGGUUUGGAGGAGGAACGCUGAAGAGCCUUCAUUAUGAUUGAACAGAAAGAAGUGGAAGAUGACUUCUCCAAGAUCCUAACGACAUUCCCAUUCCGUCUGGAUACUUAAAGACAAUAAUGCUUAUUUAAAGCAGAGUAAAAUGGUAUGACAGCUGGGUAAACUGCUGAAGCUGCUUUUGCUGGAAAAGACUUGCGGAAGAAUUUCCAAAACUCUAGUCUGAAGCCUAGAGUUCUUCUUAGGAUUGCAGGCCAUCUGGAUAUAUGGGAACAUUUGAGGAAAGUGUGCAAUAAAUUGAAUGUGUCUCACACUGCCGUGGGAAACUUUAUCAUACAGAGCAUGUAUACGUGACAUCUUUGUCUCUAUUUUGGAAAACUUAUGGACAGUCUUUGCAAUGAAUUACAUUCAUCUUGCCUCUAAAGGAAAGAAUGGGCUUCUCAUUUAUAGUGAAGUGAGCAAGAUGUUAGGAUGGGUAAGGAAUGGUCGGGUAAAUAAUAGAAUGCCUUCAGUAAAUGAAUGGUGGUGUCUCACCUGGAACGCACCCUUCAGCCCUGUUUAGAAGGGAUAAAAGUAAGAGGCAAGAGAUGAAAAAAAGAUUUGAAGCCUUAAAUUCAUGAGUAGAAAACAAAUGGUAUUAAUUCUACUGCUUAAAUUAAAAUUGUUUACUUUGGAGAGAACAAAGUGAAGCAGGUACUCCUGUUUGUCUUUUCAUAAUUGAGUGUGGUCUUGUUCUUUGUAUUAAAUUAAAAGGCAGUGCACUGGAAGUUGAUGGAAUAAGUAUGUAUUUAUACAGUGCUUAUUUGGAACAAGUGUGACAUGGUCUUACUGAGCCUGAGGGCUUAGUGGAUUUGGAAAAUGUGAAAUGUAAGAACAUCCUCUGCAUUAGAACAGAUAGAAAUUUAAAAGGGAUAUAAAGCCCUGUAAAAAGUAGGAACUGAAUAUGAUUAUAGGGGAAGUUCUGUAAUAGGGAUGUUUCCUUUUCAUAUUUAAUACUAAGGAUAAAGGAGGCUUGAACUGGUCUGAUCUACUGUGCAAGCUGCUGUCUUCCUAAAUAGCCCAAGCUUUGCAGUUUCUCACCUCCCCAGAAUUAAAUGGAGUGGUAGAAGCCUGAUUUGUGGCAGUUUCUUCUUUCCCCUCCUUCCUCACAGUCAUCUCUAAUGAUUAAGCCUCUGGCAAAGGCUAACUAAGAGCUGGAGUUAGAUAUAAAUACAGAUUAAUAAUAAAUGGGGAUACAAGAAAGUAAAAUGCUGAUGUGAAACUGACAGCAGGCAGAGUUCUGCAGUCUCCAGAUUACAUCUGCCUGCAGCUCUUCUCUAGCAGCUGCUUGGAAAUAAAUGGAAAAAUGCCUUAUUGCCACUAAUCAGGCACAAAAAUGACAGCUAGGUGCACCAGUCAAACUUAUUAAAAAUAUGUAUGCUUUGCUUUUCCUUACACCAUUUCCAGAAAGGUCUUGGAGCAUUUGCAAACAUAAGCACAGUAAGUUUUUAGACGCCUGUAUGAAAUAGGUUAUUAGUUUACAUUCAGUUUAUGACCAGGGAAAAUAAGGUCCUGAAAUAUUCACAGCUCAGAAGCCGUGUCUGAGCUAUGGAGUUCAGGAUAGCACCAGUGUGUCUCUCUGCUCCUUUAACAGUGAAAGCUGAAAUUAUUUUCUCAAGGGCAGGUGCUGUCUUGGGGUAACCAGAUCUGGGCUCCCUCAGGUUACUGAGGAACUUCAGAGCAGAACAAGCAAGCUAAGGCUAUUUGUUCUUCACUCUAUGGUUUCUUUAGGAGAACUGGAAGUGUUGUAGAUUAAAGGAGGCCGUUUAUUUAAGAUGCUGCGUGAAGCAACAGUUGCACAGGUCUUUGAUUUGGAGGAUGAAACUUUCCAAAGUAACCCCUUUUCAAUUAAUCAAAAAAGGAACAUUGCUCAGCAUGCUGCGGGGGGCCUAAGCCUAGUUGCAGCUUACCUGUAUUUGUGCAUUUCACUCCUCAGGCUCUACAAAAAAGAAACAGUCUUUGUAUGAGGGAUCUUUGUGCUCCAGAAGGAGGAGGGAAUGUGUAAGUCCUGUCCAUCGGUGGGACUGAAGGUUAAGACAAGCAGGAUUCAGAAGCAAAUCGGAAAGUGGUACUGUUGUGGUAAGAGAGAGAAGAUAAAGGGAAUAGUGCUGAGGAUAAAUAGAGCAUGUAGGCAAGUGGUAGAAGGUUAGUGGAUUAAGAGGGAAGUGUGGUUGAGGCUAUGGCUCCUGCUCUAGAACUCAGCUAAGUCUGCUUGGGCUUGCUCAUCCAUCUGUGAGCUGUAAAACUCCCGAGGUAUCUCUUAUCUGCUCUUGAACUGACCCGUGUGAUCUGACAAAGUGGCUUCAUGGUCAGUCUCACUGUCCUACCCGCAAAACGGAGGCGGCCUCCCUGGAGGCACGAUUCUGAUGUAUCUGUUUAUUAAACUCUAGUGUUUUCGUUACAUUGGGAAUUAAAAAGUUCACUCUU